GUAACCAGGCGGCAACGUGACCAGAAAACGAACGGCAGCCAGGCUGCAUCCCAGUGUGCUGUGCGGAGAGCGGACAGCUGCUAGCGCCGUGGAUCCUCGUUGUCCUGCACUGUCAGUUAAUGUUAGACAGAAAUCACAGACUUGUGUACUUUCGACUGGAAACCGGGGUGCGUGACGUACUUCGCGUGCGGACCGUUCGGCGCGGUUGGAUUCAGGAUGACUGCGAUCAAAAUGAGGGCAGUGGCUCCUGCUGCCCAGGGGAAGUCUCGCCCUCUUUUCCUGGAGGUGCUGUGUCGAAGUCUGAUCAUUCUUUGCGUGGCUCUCUCUGUUGUCCUGUCCUCCGUCGCAGUGUGUGAUGGACACUGGCUGUUGUCUGACCGACAUAUGUUUGGCCUUUGGUUCUUCUGUGUGGUGGAGGACUCUGGUGCGGCCCCCAACUGCAGCAGGCAUGUUGGGGGGGGCCUGGAUCCAGGAUUGUGUGUGUGUCGUUCUGUUGUCUCUCUGGCUGUGGUGAGUGCAAUCUUUGGCCUGGAGCUGCUGGUGAUGUCCCAGGUGAGCGAGGGGCGGGCAUCUAGCCAGCGCUGGCAUCUGGGAGCAUGGCUUGUGCUGCUGGCUGCAGGGUUGGCUGCUGGAGGGGUUGCGACCUUUGUGUUCCUGUUCUGGGAGCAUGCCACACCUCUGGGGUUCACUCUCACCUUCUGGUGCCAGUUCACUGCAACCUUCCUGUUCUUCCUCAAUGGCAUGGCAGCACGGCAUAUCCAGAAUAUGGCAGAACUGCUUCCCUCUAGUGGUCAUUUGGGAAAACCGUAAGCAUUGGCCACUCUGUAUUCAUCACUCAGUGGUUCUGUACAACCGGCAGAUAUAUCAAGAAGAUAUGCUAUGGUUCCAUUUAAAGAACUUUACAUGAUCACAAUGGUUAAGCAUUGAAUAAAUAAUCCAGGUAGUUUAUUCAGUCCUAUUAAUUUGAAUCUUUUCUCAAUAAAGACAUUUUAUUUUCACAAUUUCAUCUUUUAUAUAUGCAUCUACUGUAUAUUACACUCACAAUGGUACAAUGUUCUUUAUAAAUUGAUGAACUAAGAAGCAGCACGGAAAAAGAAACACAUAUAAAGAAACAAGUUAUUUUCUUGGGGGUUUUCUGUACUUUAAGUCAUAACAAGCUAAGCAGUAUUUAUUUAAACUGUUGAGCUGGGGAAAGAACCAUCUUGUUCAGAAGCAUACUCUGGGUGAGAGUGCCUGGGUCAACUGGGGUUUCUGACAUAGAGCAUCCUCAGACAGGUAUAUAAUUUAAAGUAAACCACACUUUACAAAUUUACACUUCACACUUUUACGCAGGAGUGUAUUCUUUUUGGGCUUUUUUAGGUUGCGAAAACAUGUGUUUGAUGUAUAAAGCUAUGGGAAAUUAUUAUUUUUCCAUGUAAAUUAAACAAAUUUUAACUUUACACCCAUAUUAUAGCAAUUAGUGUAGUGUAGUGGGUAACACCUUUGCCUUCUAUGCUGUAGACUGGGGCUCAAUCCCCAUCUGGGUAAGCACCCUGCACUAUACCAAUAAGAGUCCUUGGGCAACACUCCUAACACCACCUUCACCUACCUGUGUAAAAAAAUUAUCAAAUUGUAAGUCACUCUGGAUAAGAGCAUCAGCCAAAUGCCAUAAAUGAAAGAUUAUAUAAAUACCUCUAUUUAGUAGCAGUAGAGUGUUUCGGUAGACAGAUGAAGCUACACUGUGUGUCUAAAAGUAUGCUGACAUCCCUUCUAAAUUUGUCACUUCAGCUGCUUUAAGGUGCACCCGUACUAACACAGGUGAUGGAGUGAUGGAGCACCACUGAAUCCCCUCAGGAUUAGUUGGAGUGACUUCUGUGAUCCAGAACCGAUCAUCUAACAUUAGUACCAGACUUCACUAAUGCUCCUGUGGCUGAAUGCAAUCAAAUCCUCACAGUGAUGUUCCAACAUCUAGUGUAAACCCUUGCCAGAACAGCAGAGGCUGUUACUGCAGCGAAAGGGUCAUGCAAAUAGCAAGAAAAACCAUAGUCCAAUAUUAAUUAAUUAAUUCCCUAAACCACUUAUCAUCCUGGGUCACGGGGUGCUGGAGCCUAUCCCAGCACUCCAAGGGCAGAAGGCAAGAAAUAUCCUGGACAGGUCACCAUUCCAUUACAGGGCAGAUACACAGACAUACACAGUCACAAUGGCUUGAAAGCAUGUCUUUGGA
This is a messenger RNA of Pygocentrus nattereri (red-bellied piranha), 2203 nucleotides long. RefSeq names its product transmembrane protein 37 (gene tmem37). Lineage: Eukaryota; Metazoa; Chordata; Actinopteri; Characiformes; Serrasalmidae. Gene Ontology annotation, molecular function: voltage-gated monoatomic ion channel activity; calcium channel activity. Gene Ontology annotation, cellular component: membrane. The transcript has 2 exons. Bases 217 to 810 code for a protein of 197 amino acids. The record is from RefSeq and is a predicted model, not a curated record.